UGGAGUUGGGGGAAGGGGCGCUGUUUUCAUGAUCUCUUCUGAGGAGAGGCUCAUCUGCCCACACUGUGACAAUCCCUGGCGUAUAUCAAACUGUGGGGGGAAACCAAUAAAGAUGAAACUACUGACUAUAUAUGGCUGAAACAUCGGGGCUCUGGCACACACAUGCGCAACACAUUUAUGCCUCUGCUUGUUGCAGUGCACUCGACUGAGCAUUCUCCUCUCCUCCCUCCCACUCACUGACCGGAAUAGAAACCGAGUUACUUAGUCCGGCAAGACUUCAGGUUCUGUUUUCUGUUGUAAAAAUCGUUAGAUCUGUCGCUAAAGGGGUCUUAAAAGUCGCCAAAUCUGCGGAGAGGAGCUAAACUCUUGGGCUGAGGGACUGAGUUCACGCCAAGCUGGAGUUAUUUCCCGCGUUACAAAUAUUGAGCCAUCACUAACAGAGCUUUCUACUUGAGCGCUGUUGCCUUCUGGGCCCAUCUUCAGCUGUGAACUCUACUACAUCAAGCUCCAGUCAGACAUGUCAUCAGCAUAUGUUGCUACUAUAGCAGCCAUGCUUUCAUCUACCGCCUAUAAUCCACCCAUCAAUUACAGCCCUCGCCCCUCCCAAGACAAAACACGGCAUCCUAAACGCCCCCCCCAACCCAACAAAGCUGUCCACUGCCCUCCGUCUAUACAGACACACCCUCAUUUACUAGAGCCUCUGGGAUCUUAUGAGGAGCAACAGGAGAAUGCUGCAGACUAUGGCAUAGGUGGUUAUUACCCUGUGGAAAUUGGAGAGAUUUUUGUUGACCGUUACCAAGUUGUUAGGAAGCUGGGAUGGGGUCACUUCUCUACUGUAUGGCUCUGCUGGGAUAUGGUGAAGAGGCGUUUUGUGGCUCUGAAGGUGGUGAAGAGCGCUCAGAUGUUCACAGAGACAGCACUGGAUGAGAUCAAACUCCUGAAAUGUGUAAGGGACAGCGACCCCAAGGAUCCCAAGCGUAAGAGAAUCGUGCACCUCAUCGAUGACUUCAGCAUCUCUGGAAUGAAUGGAGAGCAUGUGUGCAUGGUUCUGGAGGUGCUGGGCCACCAGCUGCUGAGGUGGAUCAUCAAGUCCAAUUACACUGGGCUCCCUCUGCCAUGCGUUAAGAGCAUCAUCAGACAGGUUCUGCAGGGUUUAGAUUACUUGCACACUAAAUGCAAGAUUAUUCACACGGACAUCAAGCCAGAAAACAUCCUCCUGAGAGUGGACGAGGUUUAUAUUGAGAAACUGGCGGCCAACACCAAGCUCUGGCAGCUGCCAGUGUCCUCCGCUGUCGCCAGCUCAUCAGUGAAGAGAAACUCCAGAGUAAAACGCAGUUUGUUGGGGAGGCUGACUGGGGUGUUCCACACUCUUGGGGAGUGGUCCAGCAAGGUCUCCGGGAGCUCAAUUAAGAGACUGUCGAGGAAAGACAGGAGUCGACGAGGACAGGAGAGUGCAUCUGACCACAAACAAAGAGACAAUCCUCAUGUGUCAUUUUCUGAUGUCACUCCUCCUUCUAGCAACCAUAGUUCUACCUGUCACUGUAAGCUCACAGGCCCUCCCCUCACAUUUAGAAGGCAGACUUUGCUGUUGGAGGACAGACUGGAUUCUGCUCCACACAACCAGAGAGCCUCCAUCUGCUCGUGUCCAGAUCUCAGCAGAGAUGCACCUGUUUCUGUUUCUAGAUCAGUGUUGUUACAUCAGGGUGCAGACAGAGAGCUGCUACCUUCACCAUCCUCUCCCUGUGGCAUCAGUGACUCAGAUGCACUUCUGGACCUACUGAGGCCUCAGAAUGCUGAGAAAAUUCUCAUCAAGAUAGCUGACCUGGGCAAUGCCUGUUGGGUGCACAAACACUUCACUGAAGACAUCCAGACAUGUCAGUACCGCUCUGUGGAGGUCCUGAUUGGUGCUGACUACGGCACACCAGCCGAUAUCUGGAGCACUGCCUGCCUGGCUUUUGAGCUGGCCACAGGGGACUAUCUGUUUGAGCCCCAACCAGGAGCCUCAUUUUCCCGGGAAGAAGAUCACAUUGCCCACAUCAUUGAGCUGCUGGGACCCCUUCCAUCUCAGUUUGCCCUCUCGGGGAAAAACUCAAAGCGAUACUUUAACCGUAAAGGGCAACUGCGGCACAUCUCAAAGCUCAAGGCAUGGAGCUUGUUUGAAGUCCUGCUGGAUAAGUACGAGUGGCCCCAGGAGGAAGCCAGCCAAUUCAGCUCAUUUCUCCUGACCAUGUUGGAACUGCUGCCAGAGAAAAGAGCCACAGCUGCCCAGUGUCUGAAACACCCCUGGAUUGUCUCCUAAAGACAGUGGCUCGGUGUUGUUCAGGGCCCAGUGAAAAAUCUCGCUUUUUGAGAGCAGAUUCUGACACACUGGACACAACAUAGGACUGAGAGAUGGAUGAGAUGGAUUUAUUCAGACAGCACUGUUUCUCUCUCUCUCUCUUUCUCUAUACCAACUUGAAGGAUUACCCUGAUGAUUCUGUGAGGUGCCAUUUAGGCCAUAAUCCAUGGGUCCUGGACCGCUCACACACAUAUAUACUCCCCCCGUAGGGUUGGGAUUGUGUACAUGAGUACACAUGUACGUGUUGGCCAUAUCGUAAUCGUUUAGGCAACAACUGACUCGGCUUUAGAAAAAAAAAGCCAGAGUUCCAGGGUUCAUAAAAAGUGCCGCUGGUAGGAGUAUAUUUUAUAGUUUUCUAGAACCACCAGCCGCCAUGAGAAAAAAAAAAAGUUUCUUGUUAUAACCAGAAGCCUUUCUCCUUAUAACAUGAUACUUUUCUCUUUUUUUACGAGAUAUGUUCACCUUUAAAACAUGACUUUUCUCAUUAUUACAACACACUGUACUUUCUCAUAAUAACGAGCCCUGCACAGCUUGGAGUGAGUGCAGCGCACACACUCACUUUAAGCAGUAGCUUUACCGUAGCUCAUUCAGUUCAACAGCCUCUGGCUCAUCAACACCCUCCCAUACCAACUUUUCACACAGUGACCAGCAGUAGGUGUGCUCCUGUCCAUGAACAUCUCUGCUCUGACUGUUAAAUCCACAUACAAUAAUUAGCCCACCAAAUAACACAUGAAUGCAGCUCAUGAGCAAAAACUCAUGUCCCGAUGAUAAUACAGGCAUUAUUGGCAGCAGGUGACUUCAUUGUGUGCACUGUUGUCACUCACUCCAAGCUGUUGCAGACUCACAUUAGGAAGCAGAAAUAAUAUGAUCCUGUCUGGAGGUGUUAAUACAUGUUAUAUAGCUCCUCAGGCCAUACAUUUGAAACUGUAUUUCUAUAUAUAGACUAUAUGCUGAUUGUGCAUCGACUGCCAGACACAGUGGCCUAAAACUUGAGCAAAAUCAUUAAAAAAAUGUAUGUAUGCUGCAUACAGGAUUAUGGCUGCAGGUGCCACUGCUCAUUUAUAUACCUUUCCACUAUUUCCUAGAGUGUUCAUAGCUCACUUCAGCUCUGCGGAUCGCACAGGCUGACCCAACUUCUCCCCUUCUGGUGUGGGUUGAAUAUAACUCACACAUCACACUAGAGAAAAGUGCAUCCACUCACAACAAUAGUUUAUCAGCUUUUAAUGACACAUGGAACCCAUUUU
Messenger RNA from Monopterus albus (swamp eel), 3582 nucleotides. RefSeq names its product SRSF protein kinase 3-like. The transcript has 15 exons. NCBI's taxonomy places the organism in Eukaryota, Metazoa, Chordata, Actinopteri, Synbranchiformes, Synbranchidae. The record is from RefSeq and is a predicted model, not a curated record. Gene Ontology annotation, cellular component: nucleus; cytoplasm. Gene Ontology annotation, molecular function: protein serine/threonine kinase activity; ATP binding. Gene Ontology annotation, biological process: intracellular signal transduction; peptidyl-serine phosphorylation; regulation of mRNA processing. Bases 518 to 2299 code for a protein of 593 amino acids.